AAUCUAGGCAAUGCUCGCAACUAUCUGACAAGGUACUCACCAAUCUCAUUCGGUGCCCAGAAGCUACGCCUUACUGCGGUCCAACAUUGCAUGCUUACGUAUUCUUUCCAGCCCAAGGCGACGCCUCGAGUGAACGAUUGGUCGGCAUUUGCAGCGCUUCAGGGCUUGCCCUCCUCAGAGAUCAGGCUGCUGCUCCAACGGACUGACGACGAAAUUGCUCGCGUCAUCUACCGACAAGGCAGGACUGCGAGACCGCUGCACUCUUUAUAAUGUCCUUCUCGUGGAAGAGCUUGAUAGGAGCCGGUGGAUCGAGCAGCAACAACAACAUAGCUGGCCCCAGCAGCGGACACGAUGAGUUGGCACACCUGUCUGGCGAAGCGCUGGACGCUGCGCUGGGUGGUGCUUGGGAAGAAGCGAUGGAAGAAGCCCGCUUGCUUGGAAUGCCAAAUUUCGGCAACACUUGCUAUGCGAACUCAGUUCUGCAAGCCCUCUACUUUUGUCGCCCCUUUCGAGAUUCGAUGCUUGCGUACGUCGCUGACGAAAGUGAGAAGCAGGCGCUGGGUCAGACAGUGGGCCCUGACGGGCGUUUCGUCGCGACGUCAGCGAAUGGUACCCAGGAGCAGGUGAUGGAUGGGUUCAGACUGCGGAUCGCAUCCGAGGCUGGGCCCAGUACGCCUCCGAUCUCCCCGCUUUCACAGGUACCUCCGUUCGAUGCACCCCUUGGGACCCCUUCUGGACGUGCAGCGAUGCGUCCGGCCACCGCAGCAGCAUCCACCGCCGCGCCUACGGCUCAUAAGCGGCAGAACAGCGGUACUUGGGGCUUCGGCGGUCGGGGAGGAGCAGGUGCGAAGAAAUCUAAACCACCUUCGCGGAAUCCGUCGCCCACGAGGCCGAACGGCAGUGCAGCAGGAGCAAAUGGUGUCACAGUCGCACCUGACGAUCCGACAGCGGCAAGAAAAGACCCCGAGAACCUAUUUGUAGCGCUCAAAGAACUCUUCAGCCUCAUUUUGUCCCAACCUGUCCCACUCAAAGAUGGACUAGCCGCUCUAGGCUCGGCGUCCGGCAGUGGAUCCAAUUCACUCGGCCGCAAAGCUUCGGGCCGACCAUCAACGGCGAAUGGCCGACUGAGCUCCGUCAACACGGGCUCAAGCGGUGGGGCUUCCACCGCAGGAGAGGCGGCUGGCACAGUGGACGCCAAGGCACUCAAGGCUUUCCUCGGUGCUCUGAAGAGAGAAAAUGCGCUUUUCAAUAGUUCGGCGCACCAGGACGCACAUGAAUUUCUCAACUUUACUCUCAAUCGCGUUGGCGAGGAGAUCGUGGCGCUGCAGAGAGAUGAGGCGAAGACGGAAAGGGGCAACGGAACGAUCAAAAGAUCCAGCAAGACGGCGCACAUACAGAUGAGAGAUGGCAGAGUGCUGGCUGGUCCUGAGAUCCAGAUCGACAACAAGGAGGAUGGCGGAGAGGCUCAGAAGAGCGUCAAGCACGUAGGUCAAGGCGGACAGACGUGCGUUCAUCGUCUGUUUGAGGGUACACUGACCAAUGAGACGAGAUGUCUCACUUGCGAGACGGUGACCUCGCGCGACGAGUCGUUCCUAGAUCUGUCCAUCGACAUUGAGCAGAACAGCUCGAUCACAUCCUGCCUCCGGCAAUUCAGCACCAGCGAGAUGCUCUGCUCGCGCAACAAGUUUUUCUGCGACACUUGCUCUGGUUUGCAAGAAGCAGAGAAGCGCAUGAAAGUCAAGCGAUUACCAAAUGUGCUGGCUCUGCAUCUCAAGCGCUUCAAAUACGAGGAAAAGCUGCAGAAGUAUGUGAAGCUAGCAUACCGCGUGGUCUUUCCUUUCUCCUUACGGCUCUUCAAUACAUCCGACGAUGCGCCGGACCCUGAUCGGCUUUACGACCUCUUCGCUAUUGUCGUUCAUUUGGGCUCAGGCCCGCACCAUGGGCAUUACAUCGCCAUCAUCAAGGUUGGCCGAAAGUGGUGCGUGUUUGACGAUGAGAGUGUCAAAUUCAUCGACGAGGCCGACAUUGCGCGUUACUACGGCGAUGCGCCUGGAACGGGCUCCGCCUACGUGCUCUUCUACCAGGCAAGAGAGCUCGACUACGCAGAUCUUGGGCUUCCGCGCCAUGCGCCGCUUGCGUGGGCUCCACCACCACCCCCGUCGAGCGUAUUGGCUGCAGCCGCGAGUGGCGCUGCCUUUGCGAACAGUAAUUCGGGCGCCCACGUGCUCGCUUCUUCGGCACCGUUCGUGGCCAACACGCCUCCUAUUAGUAUGCCCCAUCCAAACAUGACAACGCCGACUGCUGCGACGCCCAGUGGGAGCGUUGGCAGUAGCACCGGCUUCUUUGGACGGAGGCAGAACAGCGUCGCGGAAUCGGAUCGGCCGACACCGGGAUCGAUCGUGCCAGGAAACGCUUCGAUCGCCACAACAAGCUCAUCCGGUGGCUGGCUCAGCAGUCUUCGAGGGGCUCGCGACAAGAAGGCCUCGAGCGCUGGUGUGACUUCUCCAUCGACGGACCCCUUCAAUUCUCCUUCUGUCGUCAGGACAGGAGCCGACAACGUGUUGUCAGGCUCAGGAAUGGGCUUGGGGCAGGCGGAGCAGCACGAUGAUGCCGCAUCAGUCGGGACUAGCUCCACAGGCAGCGCUGCUUUUCGUGGACGAACAGGGCUGGAUCCGCUACCCGCAGCGGACAGUCGAAGAGGUAGCUCCACUUCCCCAGCGCCGCUCAAUCGGCAGCAUGAUUCGAGUUGGGAUUCUCCAGCUCACACGUCUUCUCCUCAGAAAGCUGCUAUCGCUGCGCCGUCGGGCUGGACCGCCGCUGCGGACCUGGAAAACAAUGCGGCCAGUGUGCCAGCUGUAACGCCGCCUCGGCCUCCUGUCGCGACUUUGCACCCUGCGGGUGCAGCUCACGGGACUCCUAAUUCACACGCUACCAGCACCGAUCCAGGCGGCGUCUCGCCUUCUGCGUCUUACGCAAACAUUGCGCCCCAAGGAGCAGCAUUUGCACCCGCAGAUAGGCCCUUGUCGAAGAAGGAGCAACAAAAGAUUGCCAAAUCGAGCAGGAGGUCGUCCACCCACGUGCACCCCAACGGUGUCGUUGUGCCAGGCAAUCUGGAUUCGAGUCCAGGUCAGAACAACGUCCCGCCUUUGCCAUCCCUUCCCAGCCAGAAUGUGGGAUCGGACAGCUCAGCGCCAAAGCGCAGGAGUACGCUGGGAGGUCGAUUCUUCGGCCGGGGCGACAAGGACAAGGGCAAGAAUUGAUGCACGCCGUACUUGAGGAUGCUUGUCUACUGUUGCGUUUAUACCAUCUUUGCAUUGCGCGCUCGCAUCAAUUGUAUCAGUACGCUGCUAGAGACGUCUGAGAACG
Ceraceosorus guamensis is the source of this 3366-nucleotide messenger RNA. RefSeq names its product cysteine proteinase. Gene Ontology annotation, cellular component: cytosol; nucleus. Bases 270 to 3260 code for a protein of 996 amino acids. Gene Ontology annotation, molecular function: cysteine-type deubiquitinase activity; cysteine-type endopeptidase activity. Gene Ontology annotation, biological process: protein deubiquitination. NCBI's taxonomy places the organism in Eukaryota, Fungi, Basidiomycota, Exobasidiomycetes, Ceraceosorales, Ceraceosoraceae. The transcript has 4 exons. The record is from RefSeq and is a predicted model, not a curated record.